CUCUGCUCUCCUCUACUCUCCUCUCUGCAUCAGUCUAAUUUACCUUUCUCUCAUCGCAUCUCUCUCUCACGCAUCUCCUAUGCAACUGCAAUGUCCACUUCGGGAAGAAAAUUGCGCCUCAACAGUGUCUCAGUCAGCCUUGGGUGCAGCAGCUGCAAGAAACCAAAACUCUCCCUUCUUAUCCACCCUAAACACAAACCCAAACCCAAACCCCAUUCCCUCUAUUUCUCCUCUUCAACCACCUCUUCCUGCAAAACAAACGCAACCGUAAACGACACUUCCAGUGCCACCAUAUCAUCCCCCAAAACCUGGGAAACCGACACCCGGACGAACAACAAGAUCGGUUCCAGAACUGUACGAGGAUUCGGUCGAGUCGGAGGCCAAAGCCUGGCGGUAGAGAAAGAAUCCGAUGAUCCGUAUUUGGAUUUCCGGCACUCGAUGUUGCAAAUGAUUCUAGAGAAGGAGAUAUAUUCCAAGGACGAUCUUAAAGAGCUGUUGAGUUGUUUCUUGCAGCUGAAUUCUCCGUAUCAUCAUGAGGUAAUCGUUAGGGCGUUUACUGAGAUCUGGAGUGGAGUUUUCUCACUGAAGAAAAAUAAUAUUAAUAACAAUGCUUCAUCGAAGCUGCAGUUUGGAUGUAGGUCACGUGACUAAUAGAAAAUUGCCAUUUUUGUUACAGAGCUUCCAAUGUGGGGGGCCUCUUCAUAUGUCAAUGCUUGUAAAAAUUUUUGAUGGAAAUGUAACGGGAAAAACUCAAAGAAUUUUCAGCUUUUUAUAA
Molecule: messenger RNA, 775 nt
Organism: Mangifera indica (mango)
Lineage: Eukaryota; Viridiplantae; Streptophyta; Magnoliopsida; Sapindales; Anacardiaceae
Product: transcription repressor OFP6-like
Exons: 1
Coding region: 91-651 (186 amino acids)
Biological process (GO): negative regulation of DNA-templated transcription
Source: RefSeq, a predicted model, not a curated record